Physella acuta is the source of this 912-nucleotide messenger RNA. Its product is annotated as C1q-related factor. Gene Ontology annotation, molecular function: protein binding. NCBI's taxonomy places the organism in Eukaryota, Metazoa, Mollusca, Gastropoda, Physidae. The record is from RefSeq and is a predicted model, not a curated record.
GUUUCGACUUGCAGACGUACACACGAACCGGCUUUGUCAGUUGCUUUUCCUUUUGCUGCGAGACUUACAUCACCUGCCGCUGCGGGACUGCUCAAUUAAUUUUUCUUGAACUCAAGUGACCCGUACAAUCAACAUUCUGAGCACCACCAUGAAGGUCAAGGACUCCAACAUCCUUCUCUCCAUCCUCAUCAUCUCCCUGGCCAUGACGUCAUCGGCACGCGCACCCAGGCGCAACCGGAACCGCGUGCAGCUGAGGGACUCGCAGGUCGAGGAUGACGUGGAGGGCGACCAGUGCAUGCUGGAGGUCACGUGCCGAGACGGCAAGAGCCAGCCCGUCAGUCUGCCCAUCAGGGGACCCCGGGGCCCCGCUGGAAAACCAGGGACCCCCGGCUUUCCCGGUAAACAAGGACCCCCGGGCCUACCAGGGAAUGCCACCGGCCGUGACGUCGAUGAUGUAGUCAGGGUCGCCUUCUUCGCUGGCCUGAGCAGCAACACGGGUCCCGUGGACAAGAACGUCGACCUGGUGUUCGACAAGGUCGUCACAAACCUGGGCGAGGCCUUCAACAAGGACACGGGAAGAUUUACCGCCCCUUUCAACGGAACCUACGCUUUCUCUGUAACCAUAGCUGCCCAAGGGAGACAACGGGCCGCAGUGGAGCUGCUGAACAACGGUAAGAUGGUGUCCACAAUCUGGGCCGAGAGCUUCCCCGUCUGGGCUUCCGCUUCCAACAGCGCCAUCUUGAACAUGGAGGCCGGCGACCAGGUGUGGCUGGUGCUCCUGAGCCGCGCCUCCUACCUGCACGGCUACAUGUACUCUACCUUCUCGGGUCAUUGCCUCUAUCGGGGUCUUUGACGAAGGCUGGGAUGGCCAGCCUAAGGCGAUGCAACGCCUGAAUCAGUUAGCGGAGAAGG